AUGGCCAGCUUGCACCGGGAGUUUUCUUCCUUAGGCUAUAAUCUCGCGGAAAUUAGGUUAAAUCUUAAUAUCCAGAAGAUUGCUGCUACUCGGGGAUGCCCAUUUUUGAAGAUUUCGAGGCCUGCCGGAGUGGAAUUUUUGCGUAGUUCAACAAGGGGACAGAGAGCUCUUAAAGUUCCAAGUAUACAGAUGACGUUGGUAGAUGAAAGGCUCAUGGGCAAAAGAGCAAUCGUGAAGCCUGCUGAUAUUCUGGCAUAUGAUCUUGUUCAAGGAGCUAAUGUGACUUGGAGUUAUAUUAUGAACAGAUCAGUCCCCGAGCCACCAACUGCUGUUCUCUUGCAUGGCAUUCUGGGAAGCAGGAAAAACUGGGGAACCUUCGCAAGGAGAUUGGCUAAGGAAUUUCCGAAAUGGCAGUUUCUCUUGGUAGACCUAAGAUGCCAUGGUGAUUCAACAUCUAUCCAAAAGAAGGGACCUCAUACUGUUGCUGCAGCAGCUCUCGAUGUCUUAAAGCUUCUUGGGCAGCUUAAACUAACUCCCCGUGUCGUAGUUGGUCAUAGCUUUGGAGGGAAAGUCGCCUUGAGCAUGGUCGAGCAAGCUGCAAAACCUCUUGCCCGACCUGUGAGAGUUUGGGUUCUAGAUUCCACCCCUGGAAAAGUUCGAGCUGGUGGAGAUGGAGAUGACCAUCCUGCUGAACUAAUUACUUUUCUGAGUAGAUUGCCUUCUGAGAUUUCUUCCAAAAGGGAUGUUGUGGAUGCUUUAGUUCAGGAAGGUUUCUCAAAUGAUGUGGCACAGUGGGUGGUAACUAAUCUGCGGCAAGGAGGCCCUCCCGGUUCAUCAUCAUCCAGCUUCUCUUGGAUAUUUGAUCUCAACGGUAUUUCUGAAAUGUACAAGUCAUAUGAAGAAACUAACAUGUGGAAACUUGUGGAAGAUGUACCUCGUGGUGUACAUGUAAAUUUUUUAAAAGCUGAGAGAAGUUUACACCGGUGGGCCCUCGAAGAUCUUCAGAGAAUUCAUGCGGCUGAGGAGCAAGCGGCUGAAGAGGGAGGCGGAGUUGAAAUGCAUGUAUUGGAAGAUGCAGGUCAUUGGGUACAUGCUGAUAAUCCGGACGGGUUGUUCAAGAUUCUUUCAUUCUCAUUCCAAGGAUUCUAG
Messenger RNA from Oldenlandia corymbosa var. corymbosa, 1149 nucleotides. NCBI's taxonomy places the organism in Eukaryota, Viridiplantae, Streptophyta, Magnoliopsida, Gentianales, Rubiaceae. The record is from the annotation of a GenBank genome assembly.